GAAGAACCCAAGGCAGCAGCACCGGUGGAACUGAAGGAAUCGGAAAAGUCAAGAGAGCCGAAGUUACCGGCGAAGCACAAGGAAACCCGGAAAGCGGCCAUGAAGAGAGCGGAGCAAGCCGCAGAAAAGAGCUUGCACGCAGACGCAGAAGGUUCCACCUCUGGUGCAGCUGAGGAAAAAGAGAAGUCUGAGGGUAGUGGCUCAGUCACCGAAGCCAAAGUCGAAGCCAACACUUCUGAGUCACCGAUGCCCGAGGGCUGGCGCCGUUUGGUGAUGCAGCGGCAGGCCGGAGAGACGGCCGGCAGAUACGACGUCUACAUAUUCAGCCCGAGUGGUAAGAAGUUCCGCUCGCGCCCGGAGCUGGCGCUCUUCUUAAAAACGCUGGGCGAUACAGCGCCCUCCGCCGAUGACUUCGACUUCCGUAGCGGCACCGGCAAAAUGGCAGCGGUGGCCGCCAAGAUGCGAGUUGCUUCGCCCCGGGGCAAAAGCGAAACUCGCCGGAGCAAGAGUCCCCGCGCCACCACCGCCGAGAACUCCCCAUCUACCCCGCGCACGCCAAAAUCUCGCGCCUCCGCCCGGAGGAAGUCUCCCGCCUCUGCCACCAAGAAGGGUGGAGACGCAACGCCGCCAGCAUCGUCGUUGGAAAAAGUGGGGGGGCGGCGGCCGUCGCGAAAGACGGCGGCAGUGACGGCCGAGGUUUCGCCUUCGCCGUCCCGAAGUCGUCGCAGCCGCAGCCGAGAGACGUCGAUGACGCCGCGUAAGCGGGCAAAGCCGGCGGCGCCCCGGGAGAGCAACGAUGGGGGGGACGAUGAAGACAAAGAGGAGGAGGAAGCUUUGCCACAGCGGCACCACGGCAAGAAGAGGGCGGUGCUGAGCAGCGAUGACCGCGAAGACGAAUUGUGCACGCCCAAGAAGCGGGCGAGGGGUCCGAGCGCCGGUGCCAAAGAAGAAACGACCGGUGAUGGAACCUCAGCGGAGGUGAAGAAAGUUGGAAGCCCAGGGAUAAUGAGGGAGAGUGUCCGACCUUUGCGAAUGAGGAAGACCAGUCCAUACUUCUCCCGUGCGCGCAUGGCUGAUGGGCUCGCCGCCCUCCACAGGGCGUCCUGGAGGAAGUGGACCCCUCCACGCUCCCCCUUCAACCUCGUGCAGGAGACGCUCUUCCACGACCCCUGGAAGCUCCUGGUCGCCACCAUCUUCCUCAACAAGACCUCCGGCCGUCAGGCCGUUCCGCUGCUCUGGGAGUUCCUCGAGCGGUUCCCGUCGGCCGAGGUGGUGCGGGAGGCGGAUUGGCGAGAGGUGGCGCGCACCAUGCAGCCGCUGGGCCUGCACGCGCUGCGCUCCAAGGCCAUCAUACGCUUCUCAUGCGAGUUUCUGACGAAGAAGUGGCGCUACCCGAUCGAGCUGCACGGCAUUGGGAAGUACGGCAACGACUCCUACCGCAUCUUUUGCGUCAACGAGUGGAAAGAGGUGAAACCACGUGACCACAAGCUCACAGACUACCACCGCUGGUUGUGGGAAAACCACAAGAGUCUGGGACUUGACUGAUGGACUCACUCGCCCUCGUCACGGGAACAAGGAAUUUCCACCACUGGCUCAGCUUUUGUAAAACGGGAGAUGCUGUGCUGCAGGCAUUUAAAGAUGUAUUAAUGAAUCCAUUAAAAGCAGUUAUUCCUCUUGCAUCGAAUUGUGUGCUAAAAAAAUGUUUAAAAAAUAUGUUUUAGCAGGUAAGUCUGACUGAGCUAUGUAGCUAUUUUUCAGAAGCGACCUGGCCACAAAUGAUAGCUAAACGAGAAGUGGCUUAUCGUGUGGAAAUGUAUAGCUGCCAAAUAAUCUAAAUAAUGCUUAAAAGUCGAGUCUGUCUCUACUGCUCACAACCAAUGGUGCAACUGUUCCUAACCGGUUGCAGAUACGUCCAUGAAUAUACAAGCGAUUCAGUUGCACGCAAUCAAGUUGCACGCAACUAAUCGCCCAGGUGUGGACCGACUUUACUUUCCUGCCAUCUAGUUCUGGAAUAUUUUACUGAGGCUAUAAUACUGUACACCAUGGCUUGUUGCACUUUUAAAACAUUUGUAUACCCUUUCGAUUUAAAGCUUUCGUGACUGCAGGGAUUCAUCUUCUUGGUUCUUUCGAUAAAGUCACGUAGAAGACAGUGUCUCCCCGACAGACCUGGUCUUCACCUGAGGACGGCUGCUUGCGUUGUGGCCGAAACGUCGUGAGAAUUAUUUUAUUAUGUUUUAUUUUUAUUAUUUUAUUACUUCCCUUCUACGUGACUUUACCGAAAGAACCAAGAAGAUUUGUAUACCCUCCUUACCUGGAUAUAUUUUGAUGUCGUGCGAAUGCGGAAUUCGAAAUGAUCGGAAACAUGAUACUGUACUGUGAUGUUUGAUCUCGAAGUUAAACUCGUACUCUGUCAUGUUUAAAAAAAAAAGUAUGAAAAUUGUACACUUUUGUAGGAUUUCGCGACCAAUAUAAUCCAUAAUGUAGGUUUUUUUGGGUUAGAUCAUGUAAAUAUAAAUUGGUCGUUAAACCCGCCACCACCCGACACAACCAAUUCGUAACGUUUGUCACGUAAACAGAACAUGCCAAUUCGUUACUAGUGUAACGACUCGCUGACAAGUUAUAUGAAGAGCCACUUUCAUUUGAGGACCCCCACAAUACGGGGCCCGAGGCUUCGUGCUUGUCUUCCAGCUUGUAUCUCCACUCCUCGUGCUCUCACCUUAUAUAUACCUCUGCUACUUGUAUGGAAUGUACCCUCAAUGUAUUUCCCUUAGCCCAGGGGUCGGCAACCUAUGGCUCCGGAGCCGCAUGCGGCUCUUUACGGGCUGCUUUUUGACGAUAUGUACGUAUGUACAGUAUGCAUUGCGGCUCUUGAAAUACUGAAUUUUGUACCGAAUUGGAAAGAAAUGGCUCUUCUUGUUAUUUUGGUUGCCGACCCCUGCCUUAGCCAAUCGCUGUCCUUUCCCUUGAACGGAUCCUAUCCGUCGCCUCUGGGUGACACUUUGUUUCCCGUCUAUUCUCAUUCAAAACUUUUCCUCCAAUCACUUCAAAGGCCUUCCUCCUGACCAAUCCCUGUGGAGGCCUCUUUCCUCCAAUCAGAGACCUUGGUUUAUCUUUGAAUAGCCGUAAGGCUGGACAUUGGCUCAAGGUCAUUGUCGGUCAUUACACUAGUACAGCACUCUCGGGCGAGUUGGUAUGCUAUAGAGUGGUACCUCGGUAUACGUCGUUAAUUCGUUCCAGAAGGUAGGAGGACUUAUACCGAAAAUGACGUAGACCAAACGAACUUUUCCCAUAAGAAAUAAAGGGAAAGGAAAUAAUCCGUUCCAGAGUAUAAGACAUUAUAUUUUAUAUGGCAUAUUAUACAUUAAUGUGGUUGUAUAAAAUAGUUUAGACACUACUUAUUACUAAAAUUCAUGCAUAAAUUAAAAUGAAUGCAUAAAUCUAUUAAAAUAAAUUAAAAUAAAAAUUACAUUUAACAUCACUUUACCUUGCUGAGAGGAGUUGAUAGCCUACGAGGAUGGUGGUGAGGUAGGGGAGGAGACGUGAAUGGGGUCUACGCGGGUACGCGGUGACUCAUCCCGACCCAUACAAGUUCUAGCAAGCACGUUGUAUGCCAAGCAAGGCGUCGUAUCCCAAGACUUUUUUCUCGUCAAAACACGACGUGUACCAAAUUCGACGUAUUUCAAAGCUGUCAUAUACCGAGGUAUGACUGUACUAGUAUAUUUCGAUUUAAAGCUUUCGUGACUGCAGGGAUUCAUCUUCUUGGUUCUUUCGGUAAAGUCACG
This is a messenger RNA of Lethenteron reissneri (Far Eastern brook lamprey), 3782 nucleotides long. Its product is annotated as methyl-CpG-binding domain protein 4-like. The record is from RefSeq and is a predicted model, not a curated record. NCBI's taxonomy places the organism in Eukaryota, Metazoa, Chordata, Hyperoartia, Petromyzontiformes, Petromyzontidae. Gene Ontology annotation, molecular function: DNA binding; catalytic activity. Gene Ontology annotation, biological process: DNA repair. Gene Ontology annotation, cellular component: nucleus.